CUUCCAAACGUUAUCGCGCGUCGGGAAGAAUAAAUGCAUACGUGCACUUCGCUGUGUCGUCCUAAACGAGUAUCGACGUCAUGUUUGCCUACACUUUGCUGUUAGUUGUUGUUGGGUUUGCCGCUGCGGAGGAAUCGCCAUUGAAGAAAAUCCAUGUACUACAACCAUGCACCACUUCUGCUGAUGUCGUCAACGUGAAAGAGUUCCGCACUUCCGAAUGCAAGGCCGAUCCAUGCGUUGUGCCGUUUUGGAAACGCGUACAGUUCGAGAUCGAUUUUGUUGCAGAGAGGGCUUCCGAUGUCAUGCACGUCGAUGUAAAAGGCCGGUUCCGUUACGGUGAUCCACUGACGGCUCUGGAAUCCUUCGAAACAGACGCUUGCAAUCAUAUGGCCGUCCCCUGCCCUCUGGUCGCCGGAAAAGAGUACACAGCAAAGUCUGCAUUGCAAGUUCCGUGGUGGAAUAUUGACGAGAAAGCUUUGCCGUUGGAUGCAGAAGCUGUUCUCAGGGGAAGGGAUGCGGGUGGACAACUCUUCUGUUUCAAAGUUCUUAUCAGGCUGACCAGCAAGGAAGCUGUGGGUUGAGGCGGAAUAGUACCCGUACAUCCUGUGUACACCCAGUCAGGGGUAUCGUACUGCAAUCUAAAAAAAUAUACUAGCCUUUCUUUAGAAA
This is a messenger RNA of Ornithodoros turicata, 669 nucleotides long. RefSeq lists its product as uncharacterized. The transcript has 4 exons. NCBI's taxonomy places the organism in Eukaryota, Metazoa, Arthropoda, Arachnida, Ixodida, Argasidae. The record is from RefSeq and is a predicted model, not a curated record. The coding region runs from base 81 to 581 and encodes 166 amino acids.